AUGAGUGCAGUGGACGCCGCUUUGGCGUGGUACUGCGUGGCGCCACUGCCGCACUUUCGUAGCCCAUACACUAUGAGGGAAAAAGAUAGCAGCCCGCGUAAAAUGCUGGUGCCGUCGAGCGGACAUAGUUCGCCAAAACAAGCAGCCGUUUAUCCGUUGACUAUCAGAGUACCUGAUGAUAAUCAACAGCACAACGCCGGAGAUGAAAUGCCUUUUGAUUUAUCACGUAACACUAGGUCGGCCGGACCCCACAUGUCGCCCGCUGGCAGACCACCUCCCGGACCGACGGACGAAGAACAACCACUAGAUCUCAGAGUAGAUUAUAAGAAGCUGAGCUUGCAGAGACGACGGAUUGAAGACGAAAAUCAAAAUGUUAUUUUAAGAUCUCCAUCUCCGACUUCUUCUCCUCCGUCGAAGGAACAAAUCAUACCGGCGUCGGAUAUUCGACAAAGUCCCGUUUCACCGAGGAGUCAAAGUUCAUCGGAGAGGAGCAAGGAAUCGCCCAGCAGUCCGUACCCGUUGUUGUUCCCGCAUCAACCUCUGCAUCCUUUCAUGUUAGAAGCCAUGUACAGAAACGUUGACAAAUCGGCAAGGUUACCAAUACCGUUUCCCGUGAGUCCUCCGGGAUAUGCUCCUCCGACGAGGCCUUUCGUUUUUCCAUCGCCCGGCAAACUUAAAGAUAGGUACGCUUGUAAGUUUUGUGGAAAAGUGUUUCCUCGUUCUGCGAAUUUAACCAGACAUCUUCGGACGCAUACGGGAGAACAACCGUACAAGUGUAAAUAUUGUGAAAGAUCCUUUAGCAUAUCAUCUAAUUUACAAAGACACGUGAGAAAUAUACAUAAUAAAGAAAAACCCUUUAAGUGUCAACUUUGCGAAAGAUGUUUCGGACAGCAAACGAAUUUAGAUCGCCAUUUAAAGAAACACGAAGCCGACGGUCCGACUAUUUUAGACGAUCACCGUCACAGCCGGUCUUCGAUGUAUCAACAUCCAAAACAAGGGCAUAGAUUGUCGUUGUUACCAAGUCAAGGAAUCAUGAGCGACGAAUCUUACUUCGAGGAAAUACGGUCAUUUAUGGGAAAAGUAACAUCGGAGGGAAGAAUGGUGGAUCCGAUGGCAGCUCUGCUAAGAAAUCCGAUUCCUCCUCCUCCGGGAUAUCCGAUUCCGCUUCACGCAAGACUCUCGGAUCCUCCUCAUUCGAGAAACGGUUUAGAAGAUCACAAGAGGAGCAGUUGCAGUUUAAGCGAUAAAGAUCAAUGUUCGUCUAGAUCAUCGAUAUCCGAAUCGUCGGCUCCGGGCUCGGUGUCGUCUCCUCCGCUCACGAGCUCACCCAAAGGAAAAGAAGAAUCUCACGGCGUGAACAAUCAAUCUUAUUCGUCACCUCACAGAUCCGGUGCUUCCACACCAGUCGACAUCGAAACAACUGAACAAGCAACUCCUACCUAA
Pediculus humanus corporis (human body louse) is the source of this 1443-nucleotide messenger RNA. RefSeq lists its product as uncharacterized. The transcript has 2 exons. Lineage: Eukaryota; Metazoa; Arthropoda; Insecta; Psocodea; Pediculidae. The coding region runs from base 1 to 1443 and encodes 480 amino acids. Gene Ontology annotation, biological process: regulation of transcription by RNA polymerase II. Gene Ontology annotation, molecular function: DNA-binding transcription activator activity, RNA polymerase II-specific; RNA polymerase II cis-regulatory region sequence-specific DNA binding. Gene Ontology annotation, cellular component: nucleus. The record is from RefSeq and is a predicted model, not a curated record.